AUGUCCAUUUCACGUAAGCGUUUCCGUCCGUUGGAUCCUGCAGAGGAACGGGAGAUCAAAUCUGACCAGCGAUUAGGCCUUGAGGUUCUUGAAGAUGAACAAUCUUAUUACUUUAGUUGGCCUGAUGCUUCAUUAACAGCACUUCUUGCGAAUGCUGAUGCCUAUGUACAGAAGCAUGUUUACCGCAAAAAUGUGAUUAAUGGAUAUGGAAAUACUUCGAAGAGUCAUUGCGUCAGUGGAGCCUCUUUGUCAAGUUCGGACCGAAUUGGGCCAACCUCCUUAAAUAUUUCAAGCCGACAGGUCUCAACAAGCCCCUCGUCUACAGUCCUUUUGGCCUCGGUGCCUACGGUUUAUGACCUGCGAAAUAUUUGCGUCCUGAGCAGUACAACCGAUGAUAAGUGCGACCUUGACUUGGGAGAGUUUCUGCAGGACAUGAUGCCGAUUCUGAAACGAGUUAUGGGCACCGAAAAGUGUGGCAAUACGGCCGCGAUCAUGAUGACCACAGAAAAUUCUAAUAAGUUCUUGAAUUCAACUUGCCCAUCCCAGCCCAAAAAAACAAAAGAGGAUUACCGCGCAACGCAUUACUCCCCACCAAAAAGUGUGACCUACGAGGAUUCGAUAUUUACCCUCCAUGCGCAGCAGCUUAGUGAUGCUAAAGCUGCUGGUUUAAUUUCCAUUCCCGCGAGCGAUAUGGUAAGUUCAAAGGAGAAGCAAAAAUAUACCCAUCCAGAACAUGUCGUCGUUAUCUUAGCCAAUGGAUCAAACUCCGAGAUGGAAGUACGGAAGACCAGGCAGGAAACUGGCCUUUUCAGUAGGUCUUCGGAUUCGGAACCUUGUUUGCAGCGAUGGCGUGUGGAAAAUGAGAUUGUUGGGUUGGAGUGGCGGGCCUUUGGUCAAUCCAAGAGAACCGCUGCGGCACUACGGCGAUUAUUAUCGCUAGAAGCCGCAGUACCUUUUGAACCUUUAACGAAUAGCAUCAAUGAAGUUCCAGCAGAAGUGUCUGUUGAGAAUAAUAAAUUGCAAAAGCGCGGUAGCUCUUCUGAGUACGAACUUGAUGUUUGGCGUGAAAAAGUUUAUUGCCUAUGGCUACAUUGGAGGCUGUGCUCAGGACCAAAUGGCUCUGUUCUUACCAGUAGCUCGCAAUUUCAAGACCAUCAGUCGACCCUUUCUAAGUCUGCAUUAUUAAAUACUAAUAGCUCUUCCCAAGAGACAAAUUCUAUCACGACGUGUUUUCAUGCACGCUAUCCGUGGGGUCCUUCGCUACUUAUCAGUGCCUAUUUAUACGAUACCCAAAGCGAUUACUUUGUUGAUCCCAAUCAAAGUGGGGUUUCAACCACUUUCUCACUCCCUUCCAUUCUUUCUUCGUCAUCGGCAUCAGGUUCUACUCCUUUUGCUAUUCCGCGACGUCGUGGCGUCUACAAUUUCUUGCGCUGGCGCAUUGAACUUUAUAUGGCGCGUUUAAUUCAAGGCAGAAGUUCCAUUACCGCUUCGGCAGCUUCUCUGCAUUCCGCGCAAUCGGAGAGCGCCACCCAUUUACCCGCCGAGCAUGAUUUUUCUCAAGGUCGUAGUCAAUCGCAUGGUGGGAAUUCAACCGAAACAGAUGUAAUGUCGGAAUUCGACAGGAACAAUCGUGGUGUGAAACACUCCUCCCACUCCAUUCAACUCCAAAAUACGCUCCUGGGGGGCAAUGAAAUUGAUUUUCUUGUAAACAGAGAGGUCUUGGCCAACCCAUUGGUAGAGGUGCAGCAGGACACUCAUCAAAAUCGUCUUGAUGUGUUGGAAUGUCGAGAUUUAAUACAGGACGUUCAAAUAUGGCGUGGUUGGUUAUCUAAAGCGUGA
This is a messenger RNA of Phytomonas sp. Hart1, 1839 nucleotides long. The record is from the annotation of a GenBank genome assembly. NCBI's taxonomy places the organism in Eukaryota, Euglenozoa, Kinetoplastea, Trypanosomatida, Trypanosomatidae.